AAUUCUAAAUUAAUGGCACGUUCUCUACAGCUCUUCAGCAUCAGAGUAAAUUGCAUAAGCAUGUAGUACCUCUUUCUAUAAACCAAAGAGUGCCAACUUCAUACUGGCGUAUGGCAUAAGAUGACAAUGACGUAAAUACAAAAAUGAAAAUGAAGUAAUGAAGUCGACAAUAGCUUAAAAUUAUUAUUUUGUCCAAGAAAUCCAGUUUAUCAACAUGAUAAAUAAAUAGUUGUGACUUGUUCGCUGUGAUUAACAACAUUAUGUUACGAAUAAGAGCAAAAAUGAAAUAAUAAUGAAUGGGAAAGUGACAUAAAUGGGUCCAACGACCGAAAAAGUAGACCUUAGCACAACACAAUCAGAUUUAGUCGUUCUUCAAGAAAAAGGGUUUAUAUUAGAGAAAAUAAUAGGGGAGGGAUCUUAUGCUAAGGUUUAUAAAGCAACUCAUAUGGUCGAUGAGACCCGGCAUUCAGUACUGGCGUGCAAAGUCAUCGACACAGCGCAGGCUCCGCGCGACUACCUCACUAAAUUCCUGCCUCGCGAACUCGACGUACUCAUCCGGAUCAACCACCCCCAUGUCGUCCACGUGUCGAACAUAUUCCAGCGGCGCGCCAAAUACUUCAUAUUCCUACGGUUCGCCGAGAACGGUGACUUGCUCGAUUUCCUCACACAAAACGGACCCGUUCCGGAGAAUCAAAGUAGGCUGUGGAUGAGGCAGAUCAUCUCGGGGAUUUACUACAUACACACUUUGAACAUAGCGCAUAGAGAUUUGAAGUGCGAGAACAUAUUGAUUACGGCAAAUUACAACGUGAAGAUAACGGAUUUUGGAUUUGCGCGGAUCGUGCGACAGAGAGACCGGGAUGUUCUGAGCGAGACGUAUUGUGGCUCGCUGUCGUACGCCGCGCCCGAGGUGCUGAAAGGCGUGCCGUAUCUGCCCAAAAUGGCCGACAUGUGGUCCAUAGGCAUCAUCCUUUACACGAUGCUCAAUAAAGCGUUGCCCUUCAACGAGACAUCAGUGAAGAAAUUAUAUGAGAAGCAGGUGAUGCGCAAGUGGCGGUUCCGCACGAGCGUGGUGAACCAGCUGUCGACGGAGUGCAAGCAGCAGGUGACGGCGCUGAUGGAGCCCGAGGCCAAGGCGCGGCCCACCGCCGGCAGCAUCUUCAGCGGGCCCUGGAUCAGCAUGGACCCACGGCUCACCAAACUGACGUUUUUGGAAGAAUCUCUGCUAAAGCAAGCGCAAGACGAGUCGCAAAAGAAAGAGAGAGAUGUCGAUGAAGAAAGUGAAGUAGAGAGAAUAGCGGAACUGCGACGCAAAGGUCGAGGAAAAGAGGGUCUGAAAGUACUGAAGAACAUUGAAACAAACUACCCUAAAUCCCAGCAGUUAUUUGAAAGCAAAGAUUAAAAAAAACAAGAAUUAUGUCCAUUCAGUGUUUAUUAACUCUUACAUUUUAUAUUUAUGACUUUAAGUUAUUGUAAAAAUUAUUUAAUACAUUAUUGUACAAAUGA
Ostrinia nubilalis (European corn borer) is the source of this 1503-nucleotide messenger RNA. Its product is annotated as testis-specific serine/threonine-protein kinase 3-like. Gene Ontology annotation, cellular component: cytoplasm. The coding region runs from base 314 to 1399 and encodes 361 amino acids. The record is from RefSeq and is a predicted model, not a curated record. Gene Ontology annotation, biological process: protein phosphorylation; intracellular signal transduction. NCBI's taxonomy places the organism in Eukaryota, Metazoa, Arthropoda, Insecta, Lepidoptera, Crambidae. Gene Ontology annotation, molecular function: protein serine/threonine kinase activity; ATP binding. The transcript is spliced from 6 exons.